GGCUUCCUGCUAAGCUUCACAGCUAACGAGAGUGUCAGGAAUUUGUAACUGCGUUGCUUGGACAUAAAGUGUUCUAUUUGAGUCGCAGAUGUGGAGCAGAAUAUUGAGUCCUCGUAUUAUUGGGAGAACAGGUUUCUAUUGGAGGGGUCUCUUCACUAUGCAGCUGAAAACCAGUGAGUUCCAGUCUCUGUUCACUGAUGGGCUGAGUGGACUAGCAGUGGUGUUUGAGAAGCAUCAGCAUGAGCUGAGGAUAGCCGGCGGCGCCGUACGGGACCUGCUGUCAGGGAAGCGGCCUGAGGAUGUGGACUUUGCCACCACAGCCACUCCAGAGGAGAUGAAGGACAUGUUCCAAAAAGCCGGCAUCAGGAUGAUAAACAACAAAGGAGAGAAGCACGGGACCAUUACAGCAAGACUACACGAUCAGAACUUCGAGGUGACCACUUUGCGAGUGGAUGUUCAGACGGAUGGCCGUCACGCAGAGGUGGAGUUCACCACCGACUGGCAGAAAGACGCUGAGCGGAGAGACCUCACCAUCAAUUCCAUGUUUUUAGGGCUUGAUGGCACACUAUAUGACUACUUCAAAGGAUAUGAAGACCUGCAGAACCGCAAAGUUCGGUUUGUUGGCAGCCCUGAACAAAGAAUCCAAGAGGACUACUUGAGAAUACUGCGUUAUUUCAGGUUCUACGGCCGAGUGGCCUUCGAGCCUGAUGAUCACGAGCCCGAGACGCUGGCAGCUAUUAGGGAGAAUGGACGUGGACUUGCAGGGAUAUCAGGAGAGCGGAUUUGGCAGGAACUUAAGAAGAUGGUGGUUGGUAACCAUGCUGGUCAUCUGCUGGAGCUCAUGCAAAGUCUGGAACUGGCCCAGUACAUAGGUUUACCUCCAGAUGGCAACGUUGAGGAGAUGAAGCGAGUGUGGCACAACGCCAAAGACCUCUCUCCCAAACCCAUGACCAUCCUGGUGGCUCUGUUCAGCCGCCCGGAGGAGGUGGAGAGGAUGGAGCUCCGGCUGAAGGUGUCCAGGGAGGAGAAGACCCUGGCUCUGUUCCUGAUCAAACACAGACAGAAGCUGCGCAGGAACAAAGAUGAGCCAGAUGGCCUCAAACCCUUCACGGAAUUUAUCAUCGAUAAUCGGGACCUGGAUACUCAGAGUAAAGUGUGUGAGCUUCUCAAGUAUCAGGGCGAGGACAAGCUGCUGGCAGAGCUCAGCAGGUGGUCCAUCCCUCGCUGCCCUGUCAGUGGUCACGACCUGAGGAGAAUGGGCAUCACAUCAGGCAAGGAAAUCGGCGCCACCUUACAGAAGCUCCGCAACAUCUGGAAGAAAAGCGGUUAUAAGAUGGACAAAGACGAACUCCUCAGUUUCGUCAAGUCUUAAAUAACGUGGGGUGUUUUGCAUCAGACUGUGAUGAUGUGGACACUCAGUACUGUGGUUGUGCUUCUCGCAGGUAUUGAUUAAGCAGACUGCUGCAUAUUGUUGAGAAAAGACAGGAACUGGUGACUGUUAAUUCAUUCUAAAAGGGCCACUUUAGUUCUUGUGGAUCACUACGUAAAGAGAUCGCACACAGUGUACUCUGAACAUCACAGCUGCCAACAGAUGCUGCAGUGUCUACUCGACGAUGAUGGCUGAUUUCACUGUGAGCUAUUUACACAGCUCUAUGCAAAGUCGUUGGAUAAACAGCUGUUAUACCGAUGCUCAGUUACUUUAGAAAAUGGCUAUUUUCAAGUUUAACUCUUUGAAAUUUGGAGUGACAUCACUUUACUUGUGCAGCUGUCAGACAGUAUUUAAACCUUGGAAC
Molecule: messenger RNA, 1793 nt
Organism: Plectropomus leopardus (leopard coralgrouper)
Lineage: Eukaryota; Metazoa; Chordata; Actinopteri; Perciformes; Serranidae
Gene: trnt1
Product: tRNA nucleotidyl transferase, CCA-adding, 1
Biological process (GO): mitochondrial tRNA 3'-end processing; tRNA 3'-terminal CCA addition
Cellular component (GO): mitochondrion
Molecular function (GO): nucleotidyltransferase activity; tRNA binding
Source: RefSeq, a predicted model, not a curated record